CAGAUUUUCAUUUUUAAUUUACAUUGACUUUCCAUUUUUUUAUUUACUUCUUCUACCCUUUUUUCCAUUUAAUAAUCAAUCAUUAACUAAGUUCGUCCCCCAAUAUGAUACCUUUCUUAGCCUUUAUUCAACCUUAAAGGUCGGGGUUCACCACUGACUUUUGUCCUAGUGUCUUGUCCUUAGUCCAUUAUGGAAGUCAUGGUCCACUACCAUUGGCCUUUGACUUUAAUUCUACCCAAAUUGGACUUCCUACAUUAUCCAUUUCAUAUUUACUUACUCCUUCCUUUUGUCUUUUGAUAAUCUUUAAUCAACUAAUUUCAUUAUUCCCUAAUUUAUAGAUCUUAUUUGAAAGAUGACAGAACCAGUUCCAUCAUCUAGCAAACUGGGAAAGAAACCAAAAUGGUAUUUCGCGGACGAUGAGCUUGCGAGGCUUCCAUCUAGAAUGUCAAUGGAUUCGGCUGCUGAACUCAAAUAUAGAAGAGAGGCUGCAGAGUUCAUUCAGGAGAUGGCUGAGCGGUUGAACCACAACAUUCCGCAACACAGAGGACAAAUCAAUCAGAAUUGCAUCUGCAUUGCAAUGAUCCACAUGCACAGAUUCUUCACCGUUCAUGCAUUUGCCUUCUUCAAUAUGUACAAAGAGGUUGCAGCAGCGUGUCUCUUUUUGGCCAGCAAAAGCGAAGAAUGCCCCAGGAAGCUUGAGCACGUGGUGGAAGUUUGGUUCAGGUUGAAGUUCAGGAAAGCAGAAGUGCAGCCGCCUUUUAACGAAGCAGCGAGAAAGAACGGCGCGCAACUACUAGUCUACCUGGAGGGCAUUCUGCUGCAGACGAUUGGCUUUGAGCUUCAUGUUGACCUUCCUCAUCCUAUUAUUAUUAUAAAUAUGAAGAAAUUCAAACAAGAAAGCCAAAAAUUGACCGAGUGUGCUUAUUGGUUCGCAACAGAUAUCAUUCAACUGACAAAUUGGUGCAUUCGCUUCAAUGAGAGGACAAUUGCUUGUGUUUGCAUUUAUUUGGCUUGUAGCUGGGCAGAUUAUGAGAUCCCUCAGACCGAUGACUGCCCUUGGUUCAACUCUAUAGACCCAGACAUGACUGUUGAACUUUUAAAUAAAUUAACUGAUGAAUUUACACGUGUCUACAAAGAAUGCAAAGACUGCCAUGCCCGAAGAUUUAUUCAAAAAUCGAAGAAUGGACCAAUAAUGGCUAAAUCUAUAGCACAAUUGCCUCCACCUCCUUCACCACCGGUGCUUCAAAUUAAAAAAGAAAACGGGAUAAAUAAUACAACAACAACACAUAAAUCACAGUCAUCAACAACAGCAGCAACAUCAUCAGCAGCAGCAACAACAACAAAAAAUCAUUCAAUUAAAUCUUCGCCUAUUUGUUAGAUCAAGAGAAAUUUAUACAAUUACACACAAACAUGCCUCAUCUAGAAAAUUUACUUUGGAAUUUAAUUGAUGAUGAUGAAAAAGGAGCUUUGUUUGUUGGAAAUGUUGUUGGAUGGCCAUGGUUUUUUUUAAUUUAAAAAUGUUGUCUU
Molecule: messenger RNA, 1527 nt
Organism: Meloidogyne enterolobii
Lineage: Eukaryota; Metazoa; Nematoda; Chromadorea; Rhabditida; Meloidogynidae
Source: the annotation of a GenBank genome assembly